Messenger RNA from Formica exsecta, 2598 nucleotides. Its product is annotated as transducin beta-like protein 3. Bases 133 to 2526 code for a protein of 797 amino acids. Lineage: Eukaryota; Metazoa; Arthropoda; Insecta; Hymenoptera; Formicidae. The transcript has 15 exons. Gene Ontology annotation, cellular component: nucleolus; 90S preribosome; small-subunit processome. Gene Ontology annotation, biological process: endonucleolytic cleavage in 5'-ETS of tricistronic rRNA transcript (SSU-rRNA, 5.8S rRNA, LSU-rRNA); endonucleolytic cleavage to generate mature 5'-end of SSU-rRNA from (SSU-rRNA, 5.8S rRNA, LSU-rRNA). The record is from RefSeq and is a predicted model, not a curated record. Gene Ontology annotation, molecular function: protein binding; U3 snoRNA binding.
CAUAUCGAUAUUCGAUCAAUUGUUCAUUCAAGAGAAAUAUACAGCUACAAGUCAGCUGUUAUUCUAGAGGGAGUUCGGAAUGCAACACGUGCUUGUUAGUGCAUGCAUACAUAUUUUUGAAUAACAUCAAAAAUGAGUAUUAAAGAAGCAUUUGAAGUGGAAUGCAAGCAUGGAGCAUUUUAUACCAGUGGCGAUGUACAAUGGAGUGCAGAUGCAGAGUAUUUAUUCUGCCAGAAAGGAAGCACCAUUUCAAUAUUGUCUGUGAACACAAGCUCUGUGAUAUCGUCAUUGGGUGAAGUAGGAGCUAAUCAACAGGAGGAUACAAUAAAUUGUUUUGCUCUUGGUAACGAUGACACAAGCUUAGUCACUCAUCACAAAAGUGGACUGUUUAAAUUAUGGGAUUGGAAAACUAAUAAAUUGACAAAAUUAUGGAAAUCUCUCCAUAAAGGACCUGUAACACAAAUAAUUUUCUCAAAUGAUAAUGCCUUAAUGGCAUCUGGUGGAAGUGAUAGUGCUGUCAGAUUGUGGAAUUUGCAACAUCAUGCUUGCACACAUCAUUUUAAAGGACUGCAAGGAGUAACUAGUGUAUUGGAAUUUCAUCCAGAUGUUACAAAACAACUUCUUUUUGGCGCUGGUGACAGUAAAGGGAUUAUUCAUGCUUGGGAUAUCAAUACUGGACAGCAAAAGAUGUAUUUAUCUGAACAUUUUAGUAAAGUUACGUCUCUUAGUUUCCACGAAAAUGGAAAAUAUUUAGUUAGUUCUGGAAGAGAUAAAGUACUGAUCUUGUGGGACAUAUCAUCUGGAACCUCAAUACGCGUUUUACCAGUAUAUGAAGUAAUAGAAGGAGCAUUUAUAAUACCACACAAGUCUUUGCCAGGAUUUAUUAAGUUACAUAAAAGCGACAAUAUAUACGUUGCUUCGGCUGGUGAGAAAGGAGUUGUUAAAAUCUGGGAAAUGACGGCAGGCAAGUUGAUUUAUACGCAAGAUAACUCUUUAGUAUCACCAGCUAAAGAACAAGGGAGUUUAUCGAUUACCCAUUUACUUUACAACAGCACCCAUAAUAUUUUUGCUGUGGUAUCUGUCGAUCAUAAUAUUAUCAUCCAUUCAUUGGAUUUGUUCGAAUGCAAGAAGCAGUUGACAGGUUACAGCGACGAAAUUCUAGACAUUGUGUAUCUUGGAGCUAAUGACAGUCACAUCGCGCUCGCGACUAACAGUUGCGAUAUAAAACUUUACGAUAUUGCAUCUAUGAAUUGUCAAUUAUUAUGUGGGCAUAGUGAUAGCGUUUUGGCCUUAGCUACGACUCCGGCGAAUGUAAAUUUGCUCAUAUCUUCAGCUAAGGAUAAUAGUGUUCGUGUAUGGCUAUUUGAUAAAGAGACAACAAGAAUGUCUUGCAUUGGACAUGCCAUUAGGCAUACAGCAUCAAUCAGUUCUGUUGCUAUAUCUCAAAUAUCGACUAAAUUCUUUACAACUGUUGCUCAAGAUUCAUGCCUAAAGCUAUGGGAAUUACCCAACAAUCUUGAAUCACAUGAGCAAGAUUUGUCAUUAAACACGAGCCACACGAUAUUGGCACAUCAAAAAGAGAUGAAUUGCGUAACCAUUUCGCCGAAUGAUAAACUGAUUGCUACAGCGUCACAAGAUAAGACUGCUAAGCUAUGGUCUGCUGAGGAUUUGCAAUUGCUCGGGGUGUUUCAUGGUCAUCGAAGAGGCGUAUGGUGCGUUCGGUUCUCGCCAGUUGAUCAAGUACUCUUAACAACAUCCGCCGAUUGUACAAUGAAAUUAUGGUCCUUGACAGAACUCAAUUGUCUGAAGACCUUUGAAGGGCACGAAUCCUCUGUCUUAAGAGGAGAGUUUCUGUCGCACGGUAUGCAGCUAAUUACGUCAGGCGGAGACGGUCUUUUGAAAUUAUGGAAUAUCAAAACGUCCGAGUGCGUGUCUACUUUAGACCAACACGAGAGUCACGUUUGGACCCUUGUGGUUGCUAAAGAUGAAAAACACAUCAUCAGUGGAGGUAGCGACUCAUUGCUAGUUAUUUGGAGGGAUGUAACUGAAGAGAGGAAAGCGCGAGUUGCACAGGAACAAGAACGGCUCGUGUUUGAGGAGCAAAAGUUGGCCAAUUUACUGAAGGCUGAAGAGCUUCAAGCUGCGCUGCGAUUGGCUCUAAAAAUGGAACGACCGUUCCAAGUUCUUAAAAUUAUAGAAGCUAUAAUGCAGAAACGAAAUAAUGAGCUUGCAGAAAUAAUAAGGAACUUAAAACCAGCUCGUAAGGAAGCAUUACUCAGAUGCGCAAUUACGUGGAAUACAAACAGCCGGAAUUCACAUGCUGCUCAGAUAGUUAUAAAUGUCCUAAUGGCAGAAAUCGGGACUCAGGAACUACAGAUACCAGGUUUAUCUUCCACUCUAGAAACUAUGAUACCUUAUACUGAUAGACACUUUAAAAGAUUAACAAAACUUUUGCAAGACCUUCAUUUAUUAACAUAUACUGUUAAUCGUAUGAAACCUGAUAUUAUAUCAAUUGAUAUUAAAUAAGUUAUGUAUACAUAUAUUAUGUAUGUUGUAUAUUUUAUAUAUAUACAUAUAUAUAAUAUUAUGUAAGUAUAU